UAAUUGACAGUGAAGUACAACCUACAUGGAUUUGCGCAGUACACCAUAGGAGAAAUAAUUUCAUAGGCACAUUUUGAGGUGUGCUAAUACGAGGCUCUUUGCGGCUUCCUUGAUUUAUACAGAAAACGGGAAGUUACACACGUUCCUGCGUCACGCUCUUCAACUCCAGGCUCCCAUUGAGCAGUCAGUAUCCUUGGGAAGCGCAACAUAUUUGUGUGAUUGUUCUAAUAUUUUCGCUUUUUAAGUGUUUCGCGACUGAUUGAGUGACGUGAGAAUUGCCAUAAGUUGACACACAAUUCAUGGAGAGUGUUAAGACUAACGGAAACCUGCGAGAGAGACAGACCAGAGGAGUUUUGCAGUUGUCUCUGAAGGGUAGCAGUCUGCUUGGAGUGUGGACACCCACGUCCGCACCUGAGGCAGGAUCGGCUCGUCAUCUCGGCAGCUGUGAGGAGGCUGUGGGUGGCCUGAGCAGGGAACGGUACCCCCACACCUGCCAGCACAAUGCACGGGGGAAAGAAAGCCCAGGAACUAAACUGACCGCCCAGGGGAGUGUAGCUCAAAUGAAUCAGACUGUUGAAAAGAAAAAUCGUAUCUGGAUUGAGGCGAUGCGUCGAGGUGACGUGAGGCGCAGUCACCUGAGGGCACACCUGUAACGGAAAUAGCUACGGUCUUACUAGGUGACCGCCAUAAAAUACCUGUCCAUAUGCUCACGGCCGUUGCUUAGAUCACUUUUUGUUUGUA
Scylla paramamosain (green mud crab) is the source of this 741-nucleotide messenger RNA. RefSeq lists its product as uncharacterized. The transcript has 3 exons. Lineage: Eukaryota; Metazoa; Arthropoda; Malacostraca; Decapoda; Portunidae. The coding region runs from base 300 to 653 and encodes 117 amino acids. The record is from RefSeq and is a predicted model, not a curated record.